This is a messenger RNA of Teleopsis dalmanni, 1536 nucleotides long. RefSeq lists its product as uncharacterized. NCBI's taxonomy places the organism in Eukaryota, Metazoa, Arthropoda, Insecta, Diptera, Diopsidae. The coding region runs from base 294 to 1406 and encodes 370 amino acids. The record is from RefSeq and is a predicted model, not a curated record. Gene Ontology annotation, molecular function: protein binding. The transcript has a single exon.
UUUUCUUCAUCAAAAAAGCACAAACUUUUUAAUGGGUUAAAUUACGCGAAUUUCAUUCCGAUUUAUUUCGAUACAAAAUUUCCGUCACUUGCUUGCUUCGGUAGUUGGCCAUUCCUUUAUUCCAUCAUUCGUUAGUAUAGAAAGUGCAAGUUGCUCGAACGCACUUUUCAAUUUCUAAGAAAUAAAUAAGUUUGUAUAAUAGUUUGUAUGUAAAUCGAUAUACACAACAAAACCGAAUUUAAUAGUGAAUAGUAUUUGUCCGCGCUCUCCAUUGGCCUACGGGAAGGAAUAUUAUGAGCAUUAUUGAUUUUGAACUUGAAGAAUUCCGUAAACUCUGCGAAAAUGUCGUGCCCAACUCAAAAAUAAUUGCUUGCACUACUGACAAUCCGUUCGUGCGCGUAGAGAUCUGUGAGAACAAAUUCAAUCGCAAUAUUGUUUGUUGUCUUCGGUUUCCGGAUUUGUAUCCCCAGCAACCUGUGCUGGUAGAAUUAAAAAGCCGUACACUAUCAGAUAAGUUUUUACAAGGACUUUCCAAACUUUGCGAAACGAAGGCGCGCGAACAUCUUGGAAAGCCCCAAUGUGUGUUGGUGCUGAAGUUUUUGCAGCAAUAUUUGGUUGAGAAUCCACUUUGUGUCUGUUUUGACGAAAUACAACAGCUGCGGCGCGACUUACAAUCCGAAGAAACUGAUGGCGAACAAUUGAAGCUGAAGCAGAAAAUCCAAACUGUUCAAUUUUGUGCAAGAGGAGGUGCCUAUUUUUAUCGUCUACGUGCUGUCAUACCGGAUGAUUAUCCACAGCAAUGCGUCGAUUUGCAGAAUGCCGAAACGAAUUUGCCGGCUGUACUCCUGCGUUACUUGAAUGGUCAGUCGCGCGAAAUUGCACGACAAUGUGUACAAGAGCCUUUACGUGUAACGAAGGGUAAAAAGCAAACUAACACUACGUUUAAGCCGGUGCCAAGUUUGUAUCGAUCACUAAAAUUUUGCCUUGAGGCAACACGAGAUUUCUAUAAAGAGUUGUGCCCAAUAUGUAGUUCGGGAGUUUUACCACCUGAUCCAGAAAAAUUGGUGGUAGAUGACACUAAAGACGAAUACGUUGAACGAGUAUACUGUGGACACCUCUUUCAUCAAGGUUGCCUAAAACGCUUUCUACGUGAACCACCAUUUCCAAAAGGCGGCAAGUUAUGCCCAGCAAAACGUCGUCAUCCACGUUCGGAUGCAAACAAUUACUUGGGCGGUGGGAUUGGCAAGCAGAUCGCAGAUGUACGUGAACAAUGUUCUAGUGAAACGUGUGGCAUACGUUUAGCACACGAUCGUUGGGUAGUAAAUGUCAAAGUUGCUGAAUCACGCUGGGCCCAGAAGCAGGCACGCGAGCGUGAACUUGAAGAAGUGGUCGAUUUCUUGAAGUGAGCAGCAAUUUAAAAUUUAUAUAAGCAAGUAAAUACUUAAUUUUGACGAUACAAAUAUUUUAUCAGAAUAUUGUCAAAUAUGUUUCUAAUGUAGUUUAAGGUAAAAUUCCAAAUAAAAAGUGUAAAACAUA